Messenger RNA from Protobothrops mucrosquamatus (brown spotted pit viper), 510 nucleotides. It is a transcript of the gene AGR3, whose product is annotated as anterior gradient 3, protein disulphide isomerase family member. Gene Ontology annotation, molecular function: dystroglycan binding. The record is from RefSeq and is a predicted model, not a curated record. Gene Ontology annotation, cellular component: endoplasmic reticulum. The transcript is spliced from 7 exons. Lineage: Eukaryota; Metazoa; Chordata; Lepidosauria; Squamata; Viperidae. Bases 16 to 510 code for a protein of 164 amino acids.
AAGAGGGAAGAAAAUAUGUAUUCAGCAGUGAGCUUAUCCUUCAUAUUACUUGCCAUUUCAUCCAAUUUUGCAAUAGCAAUCAAUAAGGAAAAGCGAGUACCCCAGACCCUCUCUAGAGGAUGGGGAGAUGAUAUCACUUGGGUACAAACAUACGAAGAAGGCCUCUAUCAGGCAAAACAAAGUAAUAAGCCAUUGAUGGUUAUUCACCAUUUGGAGGAUUGUCAAUAUUGUCAAGCAUUAAAGAAGGUCUUUGCAGGAAAUCAAGAAAUACAGGAGAUGUGUCAGAAUGAUUUCAUCAUGCUCAACCUCAUGCAUGAAACGACUGAUAAGAACUUAUCACCUGAUGGACAGUAUGUGCCUCGAAUCAUGUUUGUAGAUCCUUCUCUCACAGUAAGGGCUGAUAUCACUGGAAGAUACUCAAAUCGAUUGUAUACUUAUGAACCUCAAGACUUAUCUGUGUUAAUUGAGAAUAUGAAGAAAGCAUUGCGUCUUAUUCAGACUGAAUUGUAA